This is a messenger RNA of Cylas formicarius (sweet potato weevil), 2657 nucleotides long. Its product is annotated as ribonuclease Z, mitochondrial. Lineage: Eukaryota; Metazoa; Arthropoda; Insecta; Coleoptera; Brentidae. The record is from RefSeq and is a predicted model, not a curated record. Gene Ontology annotation, biological process: mitochondrial tRNA 3'-end processing. Bases 94 to 2637 code for a protein of 847 amino acids. Gene Ontology annotation, molecular function: 3'-tRNA processing endoribonuclease activity. Gene Ontology annotation, cellular component: mitochondrion. The transcript is spliced from 14 exons.
UAAAGACUUGGUUUUUACAAGUUCAUUUUCCAUUUCAUAAAAUCACUUAAACAUAUUAACAUUAAAAAAAAAUUGUGGCACGGGUAUUUCUUCAUGACUUUAGCCAUUUUUAUUAUAUUCAGGCAUUUCAGAUUGUUGACGAAAUUUGGAUUUUACGCUACAGAUUUCAAUUCUAACCUAGUCAAAAAUUUUAGCGCAAUGCCAAAAGAUCGUGAAUAUAUAGCAAGUAUUCAGAAAGGAAGAAUAAAAAUCAAACAGAAGAAUGCUAAAUAUGCGCCUGGAAGAGUCAGCAUACAUUGUUUGGGGACCGGUGCUAAGGGUGCUCCCAAAGCAAUGUAUUUGUUUUCUGACCAAUCGAGAUAUUUAUUUAAUUGUGGGGAAGGUACACAAAGGUUAGCCCAUGAGCACAAAGUGAAGUUAUCCAAAUUGGAACACAUUUUUAUCACUCAGCCUGUUUGGGAAAAUAUUGGUGGGUUGCCUGGAACUGCAUUGACCAUACAGGAUGUUGGGGUGCCUCAAAUUACUUUACAUGGUCCUCCAAGCUUGAGUGAAAUUUUUGCAGCAACCAAAAGGUUUGUAAUAUUAAGAAAUUUAAAAAUUGUGAUGGCUAAAAGUAGUCAAGAAACUAUGUUUGAGGACAAUGUUAUUAAGGUCAAAUAUAUUCCUUUGUCGAAGAAGUUUGAACAAAAUGUUUCAGAACAGAUUGCUAUUUCAAUGCCAACUUCUAGUGGAAAUAAUAUUGUUGAAGAUGAUAUAGAUUACUAUGCACAUGAAUGCAGUGGUAAAAGUAAGAAAUUGGAAAUUGUAUCCUCAGUUUCUCAAAAUCUUCUACUUCAACAAAAAGAAAUGGGCAAUGUGAUGUCUUAUAUAUGCCAACUCCAAGCUCGGCCAGGUGCUCUAAACUUAGAUGCAUGUGUCAGAAAGGGUGUGCCUCCAGGACCUUUAUUGGGGAGAUUAAAGAAUGGUGAAGACAUUGUUUUAGCUAAUGGUACUGUUGUGGCAUCUUCCCAAGUCAGGGAGCCAGAUGAUCCAGGGCCAGUAUUUUUAGUUGUUGAUUGCCCCAGCGUAGAUUACCUUGAUAAUUUCGUAAACAAUAGAGAAUUUAAAAAACACCAAAAAUUUGCCGGUAAAGAUGAUGAGGCUGCUUUUCUAGUCGUCCAUUUCACACCACAGGAAGUUAUGCAACAUCCAGAUUAUAAAAAGUGGAUGGAUGAUUUUAUCCCCAGUACACAACAUAUUUGUUUAAAUGAAUCAAAUGUUUGCCUGGGAAGUGUUGCAGUUCAUAGGAUACAGUAUAAACUCAAUUUGUUGUCACCAACAUUUUUUCCAUUACUUGGCAGUAGAGGUGCCCCGUUAACUACAGAUGGCUGUGAGAGUCGAGUUAGUAAAAAACCAAAAUACAGAGGUUUAGAAUUGGAAAACUUAAAAAUUGAACCUGUGGAAACUAAAUCUGAUGAAAAUUCCAGGGUUGUAAAUACCCUGGCCUGUUAUCAUUUACGUCCAACGAAAGGGUUUGACAGUUCUUCAGAAAUUAGACUGGAUCCCCAAGAAUAUAUAGAUGAAACACUCUCUUUAGAAGAUUUUCCCAAUGUUUUAAAAGAACUGCAGCAAAAAUUAAGCGCUAAGCAAUCGGUUUUAAGCAUUAGAGAAUUUCCUAAAGUAUUAUUUCUUGGUACAGGAUCCUGUAUUCCAAAUAAAACUAGAAAUACUAGUGGAAUUUUAGUUCAAACAAGUGAAAGUAAAAGUAUCUUAUUAGACUGUGGUGAAGGCACCUAUGGACAGCUUGUUCGUUUUUUUGGACCAGAUAUGUCUAGAGAAGUCUUAGCAAGCAUUGAUGCCAUUUACAUUUCUCACCUCCAUGCUGAUCAUCACAUAGGAUUGAUAGGUAUGCUUCAGGGACGAAAAAGAGCUUUGGAGGAACUGAAUAAACAUAAGAGUGCUGUGUAUUUAUUUGCCCCUCAUCAAAUUUUAACUUGGUUGGAUUUUUAUGAUAAGUUUUUUGAAAGCAUUGGAGAAGAAUACAUGCUCAUACCAAAUGCUGAUCUUGUUAUGGGCAAAAUAGCUUGCGAAGAAUCAAAACGAGUGAAGAUUUUAAACAAUUUAGAAUUAAAAGAUAUCUGUACAUGCGGCGUUCAGCAUUGUCCAAAUGCUUUCGGUUUAUCAAUAACCCACAAAGAUGGCUACAAAAUUACAUAUUCUGGGGAUACUAUGCCUUCCGAGAAUCUAGUGAAACUUGGGAUGGGCUCAGAUGUUCUGAUUCACGAAGCAACUAUGGAAGAUGACCUGGGCGAAGAAGCAGUCACCAAAAUGCACUCAACAACCUCUCAAGCAAUACAAAUCGGUAAACGUAUGAGCGCGAAGCACAUAAUUCUAACUCAUUUCAGUCAAAGAUAUGCCAAAUUGCCGAGAUUUAACGAUAAUUUUGACGAUAACGUCUGCAUUGCUUUCGAUAACAUGCAGAUAAGGUUGGAUGAACUUCCUCUGGUACCCAAUUUAUAUCCAGCUUUAAAGGUAAUGUUCGCCGAACAGUAUGAAGAACUUGAACACAAGGCUGUUAAGAGGCAGAGGAGAUUGGAAAAGGACGAGGCAGUUCGAGCAAAAACUUUGUCGAGUAACUUACAUAUUUUACAAAAAUAAAGAAUUUUACACCAAAGAAA